Messenger RNA from Tribolium castaneum (red flour beetle), 1328 nucleotides. RefSeq lists its product as uncharacterized. The transcript is spliced from 4 exons. Gene Ontology annotation, molecular function: ubiquitin protein ligase activity. Bases 117 to 1229 code for a protein of 370 amino acids. The record is from RefSeq and is a predicted model, not a curated record. Gene Ontology annotation, cellular component: membrane; endoplasmic reticulum. NCBI's taxonomy places the organism in Eukaryota, Metazoa, Arthropoda, Insecta, Coleoptera, Tenebrionidae. Gene Ontology annotation, biological process: protein ubiquitination.
AUUAAAAAAAAUUAAAUUAACAAAAAAGUAGUUUCUACCGGUGGCGACACUGUGCGUUGACGUUCCCAAAUGCCGUAACCUCAAAAAAUGCGUGUUGUUUAUUUAGUCCGUUCAUUAUGUCCGAAGAGGUGAUUUUCACCUUAUUUUACCUAAUUUUAAGCUUCUGUAUUAUCUACCCCCCUGUCGAGUUCGUGUCUGCCGGCUUCACCAUCCCUGCGCUCUUCAGCCGAGUGUUGGGCUCCGAGGACGAAAACUUCGUAAGUUACCACAUAAAGCGCACAAUCGUAACAUUGGGGGUGUAUUCACUGUUGCCUUUGGGGUACAUCACCGCCCUCUUUGCCUCGGAGUAUUUCCAAGACGUUAGUUCUUUGAUAAUCGACGGUUCUCUCUUUUGGAAAGCGUUUUUCACGACCAGUCUGGCGUUGCCAAUUUUGGCGCUCUAUCAGAUUAGGAACUGGAUAAUCGACGAUUUUAAACACCACCCGAUCGCGGUCAAUUUGGCCAAGUUUUGCAACAAUAAUAACAGGGAUUGGAAAAGUGUCGCCGGUGACAUCAACACCGAAUUUAGACGCGUUGAUAAAAUCUGCGUCCAAACGAGCUCGGUGAUUAAAGUGAUAGCCACCGAAAAUUGGAUUUUGAAAGUGAAACCCUUUACGAUUUCACUGGCGCAUCAAAGCGACGCCAGUUUAGUGGUCCAGAAAGCUGACACGCACCGGAUUUCGCUCCAAACGACCAACGAAACGCAAUACUUAAACAUCGAAGUUAAGUCGGCCCGAGUCGGUGUCGAGACGUUUAUUAUCCGCAUUAAUGCCUCGGAUUUCAAGGACUUGGAAGACAGAAUAGCGAGAGAUAUCACCAUUUUGCCCAACGUCAAGUUCCAUAAAUCUGUGACCGAGCAAUUCGUUGACGUCUUCAAGGAGACUAUUAAAAAUAACGCGCGCUACGAGACUAGAGAGGAGCUGGACCAAUGUAUUGGGUGCAUGCAGACGCGCCCCAGCGUCAAGUUGCAGAAGCUGUGUGGGGAUAACGCGGGCGGGAAUGAGGGCUGUACGACUUGCUAUUGCAAGCCGAUGUGGUGUGUUGAUUGCAUGGCGAAAUGGUUCGCUUCGAGACAGGAGAGCGACCAGCAGAGUACGUGGCUGUCGUCCAAGUGCACGUGUCCGAUGUGCAGGGCGAAGUUUUGCAUUUUAGAUGUGUCGCUACUUGAGAGUAUCGACGUUGAGGAAUAAAUUGUUGCUUAAUUUUAACUGUAUUAUUUCUUGAUAAGGUUUUAUCUGGAGUUGCCUGAACGAGAUUGCUAAUUUGGAAAAUAAAAAUUUAUUUUUAAA